AUGGCCAAUGUCCUUUCAUCCUCCCAGACUGCGGCCCUCUUCGACAUACUCACCCAUUACAAUACCUACGCUGAGAUCCGCGAGUUCAGAUAUCCAGGUAGCCUUGCCCACUAUGGCCCUCCUUUCACGACCCACGACAAGAAGCCAUCCACAUCCCCGGCUUUGCAGAUUUUGGUCUCGCGAUUCCUCCUGAAUCUGCCUGGACUAAACAAUUUGCCUGAGAAAUGGUGGAAAGUCCAGUGUCGCGAAAUCAUCGAACACCUCGAAAGAGCCAAUCUCAGUGAGAGCUAUGAUAAAGGUGUCAUUGGCAGUCGGAAAACUCUUGCUACUGCCAUCUCCGCCCUCAUUGAGUAUCUCGUUCGAGGUACGUAUGGAGGGUUUGCCGAGAUCAAGAACCGUAAUUACGAAUACGACAUCACCCAAGCCGAAGAUUUGGCCCGCGCUUUUCGUGACUUUUUGAAUGACACAAUCUACGGCAAUGCUCUGGACGAGCUGGUCCAGAAGACUGCCGAGACAGAUAACCUUGAAGACCAUGGACCGUUGACGAAAGCGGUGCACGAGUUUGUGCUUGUCAACCUUGCCUCCUUUAUGCAUUAUACACUGAUCUUGUCGCCAAAAGGACAAUAUCUGCUCAAGCUAAUCGAUAACGCCAACAAAUUGGUCCCAUACAUGGUCCUGAAGCAAACAUUACGGAUUGGCAAUGUGGCCUCAAUGAUUAACGCUAUGGUCAAGGUGGGCCUUGCCAAAGUCAGCGUGGCCAGCGUGACCAACUGGAUGGGGUGGACACAGUCCCAUGAUGAAGGAAUGAAUCUUGUGCAAACCAUCAUCGCCACAGUCCUCAACUGGGAUAUCAGGGAUCUGGAAUCUCGGGCCUCCAAAAUUGAGCGGGAGCGAACCAAACUUGGCAAAGAACAACUUCAAGCUCUCAAAGACUAUGUCACCAAAUCGCAACAUGAUCAAGAUCGGAUCCGAAACGAGAGCCAAACAAAUUCCAUCUCGAUUGUCACCGCUAUCUUCCAGGAUAGCAAAUGCUCCUCCAUCGAGUUAACAGAUGCCCACCACAGCCAUGCCUUGGAAUACCUUUCAAUUCACCUCUCUAUCCGUGACCGGAAACAGCUUAUCCAAUGCCUCUGCAAAACCACUCCAGAUUACCUCACCCUGUCCGUAAGAGAAGUGGUUGACGCUUACGAGCCCGUCAUAAGGCGAAUGCACAAAGCCAUUGACCUAUCAUCCACUCUGACAGACUUUGAAUAUUUUCUCAAGGACCUGAUUAAGUUGGCUAAGAUCCACAGUGACAAAUCUAGCAAAGCACUUGUUCCUACGGUCGGCGACUUUGUGCAAUUACUCCGCAAACACCAGCGAUCAUGUCAUGUGUUUUUGCACCAGUGUUGUAAGAACGACAAGGAGUUGACAGGGUGGUAUCUCGACUGGGCAAAGAAUGCAGCCACACAGUUCAGAUGCGAUCCCGAACCGGAUUCGCAUCUCGAGGAAGGCUCAGAAACCCCAGAAAAAGGAGCCGGCAGCCUGACUUUCUCGCUGAUCGAUCUUUUCAGCUCUCUUCCUCCAGAGACGCAAUCCCGCAUCAUUCCAAUCUUGGAUUCUCACUCGUCCUUCCUGGAGAAAAUGCACGCUCAAUCAACCGCACGUUUGGCAAAUGUUCUAAAAUCCCCACCCUCAAAGAAUCCUGCCGUCGCAAAGAUCUUUUCUUCGUCCUCCAGUCGGCCGAGUUCUCGCCCACCAAGUCCUGCUCCACCGAUCAAUCGCAGCGGCGCGUCAACACUGGUUCCUUUCAGCAACAGCAAAGAAAACGAUGAAGAUUUUUCGCCCAAGGUAUCAUCCGCACCUGGGCCAGGUGCGUUCCUGGCACGUUGGCAAGCUCUCCUCGACGCCACACCAAUCACUCCUCUGAACCCGUCUGUCUCUUGGACAGUGGCAAGGAGUCUUGAAGUGGUGCAGUCGAGCACUUCCGACGUGGAUGGCUCCAAACUCGUACAAUUUCGAGCCAAGGAGGCUAGAGCAGUGCAGAUUCACGUUGAAAGUCGAAGAGGGAGGGAUGACGAUACCCAGUCAGGGAUCAGCCACGAUGCAUGGGCAAGGCAAAAACGGCUGAAAAUCGUGAUUGAUGCGAUGGGUGCAGAUUUCAGAAAACUGUUGGCCGAGAGGGGAUGUUAUUGGUAA
This is a messenger RNA of Rhinocladiella mackenziei CBS 650.93, 2178 nucleotides long. RefSeq lists its product as uncharacterized. Gene Ontology annotation, molecular function: phosphatidylinositol binding. Bases 1 to 2178 code for a protein of 725 amino acids. The transcript has 3 exons. NCBI's taxonomy places the organism in Eukaryota, Fungi, Ascomycota, Eurotiomycetes, Chaetothyriales, Herpotrichiellaceae. The record is from RefSeq and is a predicted model, not a curated record.